AUGCGGGUCGUCGUCGUCGACCUCGACGGCGUCGACGGCGCCGAUCUCGCGCUCGAGCGCGCGUACGAGCGCGCCGCGGCGCUGGAUGACGGCGCGACGCCCGCGACGACGUACGCGCGCGACGUCCGAGCGCCGGGCGCCGCGGACGGGUUCAUCGGGGACGGCGCGACGGCCGCGAUGGCGUCGAGGACGUGCGCGCGGGCGUGGACGGCGCUGCGCGCGGGUGGGACGGUGAUCGCGCGCGGGGGCGACGCGGCGCGAGACGCGGCGGUGCUCGCGGGAUUCGCGGACGUCGUCGUCGACGCGACGCGAGGUGUGGUGCGAGGAACGAAGCCGGCGUGGGCGCGUGGGACGGCGUUUUCGUUAAAGUCGCGCGCGGUGCGGGUGGUGACCGCGGACGCGGGCUGGGGCGCGGACGCGGACGUCGACGACGAGCUCAUCGACGAGAGCGCGUUGCUCACCGAGCUCGACGUGAAUUCCACGGCGGUGAAGUACGACGAUUGUGACGUCGGGGCGGGGAAGAAGGCGUGUAAGAACUGCACGUGUGGACGCGCCGAGGCGGAGGCGGCGGAGGAGAGCGCGAACGCGAAGAGCGAGGAAACAUUCGUGAGCGCGUGCGGUAACUGCGCCCUCGGCGACGCGUUUCGGUGCGCCGGGUGUCCGUAUCUCGGCCAACCCGCUUUCAAGGAUACCGACGCGGUCGGGACGAAAGUCGAGCUCGAUCUCGGGGACGACCUGUGA
Molecule: messenger RNA, 741 nt
Organism: Ostreococcus tauri
Lineage: Eukaryota; Viridiplantae; Chlorophyta; Mamiellophyceae; Mamiellales; Bathycoccaceae
Product: Anamorsin
Exons: 1
Coding region: 1-741 (246 amino acids)
Biological process (GO): iron-sulfur cluster assembly
Cellular component (GO): cytoplasm
Molecular function (GO): iron-sulfur cluster binding
Source: RefSeq, a predicted model, not a curated record